GAGGGCUGUUCCACAGAGACGGGCCUUGCGGACACCGGCGCUCCUCAGGCUGAGGUCCCCCGGGGCGAGGCCGUCCUGGAGGCCCCACGGAGCAAGUCCCAAUAAGCAGAAGAGCCCCGGCAAGUUGCCACUUUGGAAGGUUGUGACCCUUUCGCUCGUCCCAGAUGUGUGGACCGUGGAACACAUCCUGCGAGCAGCAACGGCUCUUGCGUCCAUCUGUGAGUGUUUCUUUUGUCAGAGAGCCCAGCAGAGCUGCCAGCCUUCCAGUGCCAGCCCUGAGCUGAGCGAGGAGUGCCCAGCCGAGAUGGUGAAGAUGACAAAAUCCAGAACUUUCCAAGCUUAUCUGUCAAACUGUCACCGAACAUACAGCUGUGUCCACUGCAGAGCCCACCUGGCCAAUCACGAUGAGCUGAUCUCCAAGUCUUUUCAGGGAAGUCAGGGACGAGCCUACCUCUUCAAUUCUGUGGUGAACGUGGGCUGCGGCCCCGCGGAGGAGAGGGUCCUUCUCACGGGCCUACACGCGGUCGCAGACAUCUACUGUGAGAACUGCAAAACCACACUCGGGUGGAAAUACGAACAUGCCUUUGAAAGCAGUCAGAAAUACAAGGAAGGAAAAUUUAUUAUUGAGCUUGCCCACAUGAUCAAAGACAAUGGUUGGGAGUAAAAUAAAAACUUUGUUCUCUUCUGAAUACUAUUUUGUGAAAGAGACUGAAAGUGUAAUGGAGACAUCCAGGAGCAUCCUGGAUGACAGUGUUUCUUGAACUUGAACUUUGCGGGCUGGCCUCUCCCGGCCGUUCCGAUGGUAAGGUGUCCCUCUAGCCUCUGUCCUGUUCACAUACAUGGCUGUUUCUGAAAUGUUUCAAUGACCUUUUUCUAACUUCUCAAGUUUUAGAUAAAGAAUUAACCAACUGAUGACUUACCCAUCUAGUUAAUACCUUCUUUUAAGCUAUGCCUUUAAGGUAGAGUUUGGCUGUGCUGUUUCAUGUUUGAUAGAAAACCAAACCAAAUUUUCUUGGGCCACAGGGUUAGGGGCUUUUCAGAGGGCAAGUUCAUUCCCCUCUCGUUGACUGAGGAUACUGUAGGCCACUUUUUCCUAGUUCGUGAAACUACAAAUGGGUCAUUCCUUUUGCAAAUGAGCUGUUAAGGCAUUGUGCUCAUUUAGGAAUCUUCCAGAAACAGUGAACAAAUCUAUACACCAAGGGACCUUUUUUUUAAAGCCUUGUUCAGAACUAGAAGACACCACUGAUUAUAUUUUAGGUAAGCUAUAAACAGAGAAAUCUGUCUAAUGGAACAUCUUGUUUAUUUAAGCCAACAGCUUCCUUAUCUAGAAAGUAAGCGUUAGCAAAGACUGUUGCGGGGGGCCGCAGGUGCGCGUGUGCGUAGGGCUGCCGUCCGGCAGGGCUCUGGAGGUAGGGCUUCUGUGUCAGUCUCUGGACGGGGUGGUCCGCGCUGUUAGAGGUUAACGCACUGGACCGAGUCAAGUCGGACUUCCUUUUCCAUUCUGAUGUACUUGAAGAAAAAGAAUUACUUUUGCGUAUGAAAGAGGCCAGAACUAGUGGAAUGAACUUCCAAACUUAAGAUUUGGGAGAUUGUUUUAAAAUUUUUUCAGGAAAGGUUAAAAGUUCCAAAACAGAUUUAAACUUUGUAAAUGAAUACGGGUCUCCCGUGCCCCACCGGUUCUGCCCUCGGGCUGACACAGAAGGGACCUGGGCGGUCUUCUACGUCCUGUGUCUCUGCGAUGUAUUUUAAGUUCCAAUCCACCGGUGCCUCCGCAGGGAGAGGGCACGAUGCAGGGUUUGGGCCGGUUUUCGGAGAAUGGAGGCCCAAAAUCAUUCCCAAGUAAGUUUUGGUUUUUAAUGUUCUGACCUGACUCCGGCUGCUGGGCCCAGCCUGCUGCUCCAGGAGUCUGGUGGGGCCUUGGUGCAGCAUGGCACGAACCUCCUGAGACCCCAGCGCCGAGGGGCAGGAAAAGGGCCCCGGGAGGCAGGGAGAGAGCAGGGCAGCGUACCCAGACGUUUCCCAGCCCGGCCCGUGGCUCUGAAACCACCUGCAGAAAAGGUCAGCCCGGGGUGGCCGGGAGGGCGAGAGAAUGGCUUGCGGUGCUGUGGGAGGUCCCUCCCUUCCCUCCAGCCCUCCCCUGAGCCCAGAGCCCGUGGCCCGGGCAGGCACCGGGCUGCCCUGACUGGUUCCGGCACAGCUGCUCCCCGGAGCUUCCCUCUCGGCACCAUGUCUCUGGCUCAGCGAAGCCGUGGACGUGAGGAGAUGCGGCGCCCUGCUGCGGGCCGACGCGCGUCUCCAAGUGUCAAGGGCAGAUCUUCGUAUGGCUGCGUGAGCCUCUGCGCCAGGUACGCCAGCAGGCCGCUGCCUCCCCGACUGGCGUCCGCCGCAGGUUUACGUCAUUCCUGCGUGUCUACGUCCACGUUCCCCUGUACAGCCCGCGGGCGCCCGGGCCGGUCCUGCACGCGCGGCCCACUCGCCGCCCACUCGCCGCCCUGCUCCGAAAUCCGCAGGCGCUUCACCCCGCAGCUGACCCGUGGAGCGUGGACCGUGGCGGCUGCAGUCCCUAGUGGCCACUGUGAAGGGACAGAACGGCCCCUUCAUUGAGGAGUACUCGUCAUCGAAAACUUCACCUGAACUGACAUUUCCCUUCUUGCCUUGGCCCCUCCGCGAGUCUCCGUGCUGCGCCCGAGGCCCCGAGAGGAUGAGGGCAGGGGGGAUCCUGGGGGCGCCGAGGGCGGGGCUCCCGAACGCUUCCCCGCAAGCUCUUCGCUUGCACUGAAGAAUGCUCUCAAAUUCUUCUGAUCGAGUUUUGUAUAUACUAAACCUAUAUUUAAAGCUUUUAUAUGUUCUGGGCAAGUUUGCUCCUUCGAUUUGAGCACUUUGGUUUUUUUGUAUUGUCUUUUGUGAUGGCAUUGAAACAUUUUUACUUGUCUUAGGCCUUUUUUUUUUAAAUUGAUACCAACGAAAACUCUUACCACAUUUUUUGUUGGUCUUCUGAAAAAUCCAAGCUCCUUUCGAAACCAAAUGAACGGACCCUGAGCUGGCUUCAGGGAAGGACAUUCAUGAGACCACAACCAGAUGUGCUGGUGAAGUGUUGGAAUGUUCCACCCUCUUAAAUUCCUAAACAGUGAACAUCAUCCUGUGACUUUUAAAUUAUUUAAAAUAUUUUUUUUUCUUAAGAAUGGGAGGUGAUGCCAGGACCAGAAAUGCAUUUAACUUAAGCUACGUAGUGUUCUCUGGCACAGCACAUCUGCUUUAGAAGCGUGGUUUCGUUUUGUUGCUGUUUUAUAUAUACAUAUAUAUAGUAUUUUUGUACCUUAAUGCUUAUUCUUGAUGGCAUCUGUCGGACAUUAGGCAAGAUCAGACAUGGGAAUUUUUCCAAAAGUCUUUUAAUUUACCUGAGGACCUCACCAGGUACUUAAAAAAUCCAAGUGGUUUUAAUAUCUAGAAAACUAAAGUUCCCAAACGACCUACAGAAAUGUAAACCCUCCUUUGUGAAAGGCUCUUGGGUGGAUCUGCAGCCCCAGGUGGCCCAGCCACGCUUUGGGCCAGGUGGGUGUAGUUGCUGGGUACAGCUGGAAGGACGUACAGAUGGACAACAGCAGAAGGUUUGCUCCUUGGAGCAGGACUGCCAAGCUCACGCGCACAAGCCUCCUUCAGCCUCCAUGUCCAGCUCUCUGUCCUCUGUGUCAGGUUGAAAAAUAAAGCUUCCACUGUCA
Ailuropoda melanoleuca (giant panda) is the source of this 3719-nucleotide messenger RNA. It is a transcript of the gene YPEL1, whose product is annotated as yippee like 1. The transcript is spliced from 5 exons. The coding region runs from base 305 to 664 and encodes 119 amino acids. The record is from RefSeq and is a predicted model, not a curated record. Lineage: Eukaryota; Metazoa; Chordata; Mammalia; Carnivora; Ursidae.